Messenger RNA from Kickxella alabastrina, 783 nucleotides. RefSeq lists its product as uncharacterized. The record is from RefSeq and is a predicted model, not a curated record. NCBI's taxonomy places the organism in Eukaryota, Fungi, Kickxellomycota, Kickxellomycetes, Kickxellales, Kickxellaceae. The transcript has a single exon. Bases 244 to 663 code for a protein of 139 amino acids.
UAGUUAAAAUAAGCAUUUGAGCUGGCUCUCUCUUUCUUUUUUUCCUUUCCUUGACAUAUCAAACCUUUCCCUACACAAAUUCAUCCAUCCUCGCAUUUUUAAACUUUUUGAUUUUCUUAUAUCACUCUUAUUUUCUGCAUCUUGUCAAUCAGCAGCUAUAUUAAUUAUCGCUUGAUACCAGUUACCAGAAAAACAGCCCACUUUUACAUCUACUUAUUACAUUUUUAUUUUUAAAAACAAACAAUGAAGUCCUUCUUUGCCUCCGCCAUCCUUGCUCUCAUCAGCGCCAGCUCCGUCGCCGCUGGUCUCAUUCCCCGCGACGUCAUAUACCCGGAUGUCUUGCAGUCCAUCGCAAUUACACCUUCGGCCACGCCAAUGUACACGACAUGGGCGUCUUCCGAUAUUGAAACAAUUUUCACGAGCAGUUAUAUUGAGGCCGAGACUCCUUUACCUGAGGUUCCUGACUACACGGAUAGUGGCUCUGAGUUUGAUUCCAUUUACAGCUCUAUUGCCAUAGUUAUGCCAGGUUUAACCAGCGAGUCCAAGAAUGAGUCUGUGUCUGUAACCAAAAGCGAGUCAGAAAGCAUCAGCAGCCCACCCCUGUUGAAGAGUACUCUACUGUCAACGAAUCCUCUGCUGUCAGUGGGUCAGCUACAGUGGUGAAUCCUCUACAGUUACCAAGUCGAAUAUCCAGGUCACAUCGACAGUCUAUAUCGGCCGCUGCCCGAUGUAAUCUUUGCUAUAUGUUUUUUUUCCCUUUUUUAAACAAAUACAUUAAUUUUU